GAGAGAGAGAGAGAGAGAGAGAGAGAGGUUGAAACGGCAGGAUUCGCGCUGCAUCCUGGGUACAAACUCCAGUGGCGAUGCAGUGAGUUCGUCGUGUGAUUGUGAAACCAAAGUAAAGUCACCGGAGGAGGCUUCGUCUUCACAAUGCGCCCGUUACGGUGCUGAGCGCUCGCGGUUUGCCAUGUAUCAACUUUGCCGGUCGUCUGGAAGCGAAAUGAGCCAGUGUUGAAGCCGAAAACGAGCCACCGUCGUCGGAGCGGCAGAGCGAGAAUGAAGAAGCCGAGCGCCGUGCUCCCCGCCGUGGGCUGGACCGGAGAAUGGUAGCGCGCUGUGGGAACCGCACUGCGAAGGAACAUGGUCGAGAGGAGCAGCAAAUUCUUGUUGAUCGUCGUCGGAUCCGUGUGUUUCAUGCUGAUUCUCUAUCAGUACGUGGCCCCCGGGGUGAUCACUUUCGGCUCCCCGCACGGUUAUUUCACGGAGGAGGACGAGGGGGACAUCUUCCCCACUCCGGACCCUCACUACGUUAAGAAAUACUACUUCCCCGUCAGGGACCUGGAGAGGACCAUCGACUUCCAAAUCAAAGGGGAGGACGUGAUCGUCUUUUUGCACAUCCAGAAGACCGGCGGGACUACCUUCGGCAGACACCUGGUCCAGAAUGUCCGCCUGGAGGUCCCCUGUGACUGCAGACCGGGCCAGAAGAAGUGUACCUGCUACCGGCCGAACCGGAAGGAGACCUGGCUUUUCUCGCGGUUCUCCACCGGCUGGAGCUGCGGCUUGCACGCCGACUGGACCGAACUCACCAACUGUGUGCCGGGAGUCAUCAACAAGAAGGAGAGCAAGCUAAAAAAUCAAAGGAAGUUCUACUACAUCACGCUGCUGAGGGACCCGGUGUCUCGCUACCUCAGCGAAUGGAGGCACGUACAGAGGGGAGCCACGUGGAAAACAUCUCUGCACAUGUGCGAUGGAAGAACUCCCACACGAGAGCUGCCGUCAUGCUAUGAAGGCUCAGAUUGGUCAGGAUGCACCCUGCAGCAGUUCAUGGACUGUCCGUACAACCUGGCCAACAAUAGACAGGUUCGUAUGUUGGCAGACCUGAGCCUUGUUGGCUGCUAUAACAUGUCCACUGUUCCUGAGAAGAAGAGGGCCCAGCUUCUCUUGGAGUCAGCCAAGAAGAACCUACGGGACAUGGCCUUCUUUGGCCUGACAGAGUACCAAAGGAAAACCCAGUUCCUCUUUGAACGAACCUUCAGGUUGCGCUUCAUCAGGCUUAUGCAGUACAACAGCACCCGUGCUGCUGGGGUGGACCUGGACAAUGCUACGGUCCAGCGCAUCGAGGAGCUGAACGAGCUGGACCAUGGAGCGUACGACUACGCCAAGGCGUUUCAGCAGCGCUACCAGUACACGCGGCAGCAGGAGCGACGGCAGCAGCGCCUCAAGAACCACAUGCUGCAAAACCACCAGCGUCUGGGUCUGGGCGUCAGUCUCUGGCCCUCCCGCAGCCGGCAAAGCUCCGUCUCCGCACUGGAGGAUGGGGAGGAGGAGAGAGAGGAGGGUGAGGAGGGAGUGAGAAUGGAGGAGGCAGGCGGCAGGCUUCCCACUGAGGACUACAUGAAUCAGAUCAUCAACCGCUGGUAGCGGCAGAACAAAUGCACACAGCUACAUACGUAAUGUGAAAUACAUACUCAUAAUUGCACACUGGGAGAGACGCCUGCAUCAAAGACCCAAACGAAUCACAGACGUAAACGGGGAGCCGGCUGUGGGGAUAGCAACCACGUGGUUGCUAUGGCGACCUGCAUUUUGCCAGUUGCAUCAGUCCAGUUGUUAUCAGCACCUGCUUGCCCUGAAUCCUCCUCAGAGUUUUUGCUCCCAUCUUCAUGUCACGCUGAGCAAGAGGAGAUAUAUUUUUGAGAGUUGCUGACAAAGAAGUAUCUUAUCUGUCGCACCCUCCUCCGCUGCCGGCGUUCCUCUCAUUCCCUGUGGCUUGAGUCAGAGCAUGAGAAAAGCAAAAUUAGUCUGUGAAUUCCCACUAACCCCUGAUGAGGACGAUUGUACUUUCUGGAUGCAGUGAUGCGAUUUUUAAAGGAACUGGGAAAUCAAUAAUGGAGAGCCGUUGGCUGAAUUGAACAAAGGAAAAUGCAGAGAGUACCAGGAAAGGCUGUACCUUGAAGAAAGAAAUGGAGAAUUGGACUAGACUGUGUAAUGAAGCGAGCGUUCUGCUUAAAAAAAAUAAAAAAUCAGCCUCCAUUUCACCCCUGAACACUUUGGUCUGAAAAGUGGCUCAUUCUCACUUUAGGAUGAUUUUAUUUCUAUUUUUACUUUGUGGUAAUGCUUUUUUAAAAGCCGAAUUGUAAUAAAACUGAGACCAAUGUUGAUGCAUAAGAAAAGUGAUUCCCAUUUAUUUCUGUUUGUUUUCUACGUAAAAGCUAAUUGAUUACAUGACACUACAAUGGACCAUAGCCUUACUGAAGCCUGGCAUCUUUUUUUUUUUGGGGGGGGGGGGGGGGGGGGGAGAACGAGGUGUUCCAUUUCUCUGUUUAAGGCUUCCACUGCACCUGGUGCUUAACUAGUUCAUUAUUUCUCUUUUUAGCAUCUCAGUCCCGCAGUGAAUGACAGCCAAUUACAGAGCUGAAGCUCUCACAUAGGUGCGAAAAAAUCAAAGUGGCAAGACGAGCACGUCUGCUGCUGCAGGUUGUUGCCAGGAACCAUGGCGAGUGACGAGCGCUUCGGAAGGCCUUAAUUCAGACACAUGCUCGAGAUGGGAGUGUGAAACUCCUGGUCACCAUGGCAAUGUGAGCCCUUAAUGUCGUGGGUGGCAUUUAUAGUUCCUCCUUUUCUAAACCAGGAGCUGCAUUGUGAAGCUGCAGUUUCAAGCAAGCCUCCGUCCCGCCUACUGAAAGGGUACACGCUCCGCCGGCGACCUGCUGUUUAAUUAGCAUAGCUGCUAUUUUACUUGUUUGUACGAGCGAGGUGGCAGCGCCUCAGCAUAUUGGAUCAUGCGUAUGGGCAAAAUAACUAUUGCAAGAUAAAUCGUCGGCAUUGUGCUACAAUAACUUCUGACUACUUGUGUGUGCGUGCGUGUGUUUCAGAGCGCGUGUGUGAAUAGUGUGUACAGUAUGCCUUUGUAAAUAGUGUGUCUAACUGACAGAGAAUGCCUGAUGCCUUUUAUGAAUGAGACAGUGAUCAUUUCCGUGACCAACCGUUUGCAGUUUUGGGUAGCUGAGGAGGGGCGGGGCAAUUUUCCCAACCGCAGGAAAUUCGUUUCGACAGUGUGUCGCAGCAGCGCGAUGUCACAGUGAUGCAAGCCAGUACUCUCUGAUUUCAUCUUUUUACUUCGAUUUCUUCCCUAAUUUCUUGUCUCCCUCCCCGUGUUGUGGAUCAUUAAGAAGACGAUUGAAAUCCCACUUACAAUAAAUAAACAAGUCUGCCCACGUGAUGGUGUGUUUUCGCCGUUGUCAGUAAAAUUACACUGAGCAAUAAGAGGAGAAAACCAGCGUGAGGGUGGAGGAGAGAAUGUAAAAGUAGGGAAAGAGGUGUGUCACAGCACAGAGUUUAUCAAACUGAAUGUAGCCCAGAUUCUGUCGUUCCGUGAAGAGUGAGAGGAUUCUUUGUAAUGAUGACAUGCUGCAUCAUGUUCUUAACAGCACACUUUAAGGAAGAGGUCAUUUAGCCACCUGUUCAAAUUCAACUCAUCACCCUGGAUGUCUUUCUUGCUGCUUUCAAAUCAGGAUGAAUCACUGAGAGAAAGAACAGUAAAGUGUUGAUAACGUUUUUGGGACAAAUCCACAGUCAAUGUGCCACUUUUUGUGUAGCUUUCCAAAUUAGGUGGGGGUGUUGAUACAGGAUAAAAAAGGCUCUCUUUUCACAUUAACCUUCCUUUCAUUGUGUUCUUGAGAGCGGAGACUUGGAAAUACAGCAGCUCCAGGCAUUUUGCCCACAAACUUUCUCUCUUUCUCUCUCUCUCUCUCUCGCUCUCGCUCUCUCUUUCUCUCCCAGAGUCACCUCAACAAUGUUUGGCAGCAAACCAGUAUCUGGUUGUGCAUUAGUUGUUACUGACUGAAUGCAGCGCUCUGCUCUCUACCACAUGAUGACUGUUUCCUUGACAAACAUUCAAGCAACCCUACAGAAACCUGAAGUGGUUUUAGACUGAAGGUGAAAAGAUUUCACAAAUUGAUGCUAUAAAGCUAUAUUUAAACAUUUUAUCUCUCAACACUAUGUGUAUCUGAUGUCUUAGUGUUUUCGUUAUGACUGAAGCAACCCAGUUGUCACUAUUGUAAUUUUUUUCUUUUAAAGAUAUGUUAAAGAGCGUGUGAUAAGUUGUUUUUUUUGUUGUUUUGUUUUUUUUGGCGUGCAGUCUGUCUCUGCCUCCUUCUUGUAUGCAUCAUUCUGGGUUUGUUUCUUCUGAUUGCAAAAACUGAACCAUCAAGCCACCAAUUAAAAUAUUUCAUUUUUUU
This is a messenger RNA of Thalassophryne amazonica, 4451 nucleotides long. It is a transcript of the gene hs6st1a, whose product is annotated as heparan sulfate 6-O-sulfotransferase 1a. Gene Ontology annotation, molecular function: heparan sulfate 6-sulfotransferase activity. Gene Ontology annotation, cellular component: membrane. Lineage: Eukaryota; Metazoa; Chordata; Actinopteri; Batrachoidiformes; Batrachoididae. The record is from RefSeq and is a predicted model, not a curated record.